CCAAGAAAACAGCUUGAAACGAGGAUCCGCCCUCUGCACUUGUCCUAGGUAGGUAUAGGCUAGUUAUUUCACAUUUCAUCUCAGUUCUUUCUACAAACUCAACCAGGUCAUACGGUCUUAAGCCUUGUUUAAGCAGUGACGAUUCUUUAAACUUUUAAGAGGAACUCCUUGACUACAAAACAAAAUGCAGCGUUUCGGGAGAACGUUUGAGAGCGAAAAGCAUCAAUUGCAGGAGCUCAACGACAGACUUUCUCAAUACUUGUGCAGAACCAAACAACUGGAGGAUGAAAACUCAUGCCUCAUCACAGAAAUAAAUACACUUCGGCAGGCGAGGACGGCGGGUCUGGAAAAAGGCUACAUGAGCGAGAUGCGCGAAUUGAGGAGAAUGGUGGGGCAGCUGUCCUUUGAGAAGUCCCAGGCUGAGAUGGAGCGGGAGAGGCUAUGGCGGGAGGUCCAGACGGUGCAGUCUCUGCGCCGGGAGGAGACUGAGGUGUGCCAGGACAUAGGGGGUGCGUUAAAGGGCUGCGAGAAAGAGCUUCGACACGGCAACGAAUCCCACGUUGCCCUCGAGCAGCGUUUAUUUCAACUGGAGAACGAAUAUGAACAUUUGGAGGAAAAACACAGACAAGAAACUGCACACCUCCGCCGCCAGCUGGAUUCACGGGUGGUCCCCAUCAUGACCCGGUAUCACCAAGAAGGUGGACCGGUGGUCUCUCCGGAAGAGGUGCAACAGUUCGCUCGUAGUGUGUCGGAAGGAUGGAUGGACACUUUUGAAAUGUAUCAACACCAAGUAGAAGAAAUUGAGCAAUCAAUUCAAUCAGACAGGGCGAUGCUCGACGAUCUCCAAAAGGAGAAGAUGCUUUAUGCAGCAGAUUUUGACAAAUUACGCAUAGAAGCGCACAAGCAAAGUCAAAUUCAAGUCCAUCUUGAAGAACAACUUGGGCACAUGCAGGAAAGAUUCCGGAUGGAAUUGAGCGACUACCAGAGCACCAUUGAGGAGCUGGAGCACGAACGCAACAUGCUGGCCGACAGCAUGGAGGCAAAGCUGUGGGACCAUCAGCAGCUGCUGCGGGUCAAGAUGGACCUGGGCAUGGAGGUGGCAGCCUACAGGUCUCUCCUCGAAGCCAAUAGAGGAGAUGUGCAAGAGACGCACAGAAUGGGGAAUCAAAGAGAAAGAAUAAUAGAAAUCAAGAGGCCUUCUCUCCCCUACACCCAGAGAGCAGGCCCCUCCACCAGACAGCAUCUAGAUGUCAGGUACACGGAGCUCGCUUCCACCCUUAGGAGAUCGCCUGGGCCCGCCUCUGGAUCCAUGAGUCCCUCCAGGGUCAUCCCUAUCUCCGUCUCCCCCCGGGGCCAGCAUCAAAGUCCUGCAGCCAGGAGGGACAUGCUCUCAUUCAAUAAAGCCCGAGUUGAAACAUCUACAGCAGCUACUGCUGCAGCCACACCCUCCAAACCCGCAGCCAAGGAUGAUGAGCAGAGUAGUCGGGCCAUUGGGAGAAAGGCAAAGGAAGAACAGAUUGUUAGAGUCCAAACGGUUACUCAGGUCGAGAAAACACUGAGCCCUGUGGUCUCCAACACGGAAGCCUCAGAAUCAAUGAGAACGGUAUCACCAAUGGUGAGAGGCGACGUUACCGCAGAGACGGAAGGCGAAAAGAAAGUAAGAGAUGAAAUGGAGGAAAGAGUAUGUGUGAGUGAAGGCGAUUUGAAGGGAAAACGUGGGAAAGAUUUGAUGGUGGAUUCAAGCGAGAAAAAGCUUCUGGACAGCGUGACCAUGGAGGACAUCAUCAGCCAAGUGAUGCGCCCUGCAGGCAUGGAUCCCAGAGGGAGCCCAGCGGGGGACUCUCCCCUGACCUACCAUGUGGAGAAGACGGAGCAGGAGGAUGGCUCCACGAAGACGCAGAUCAUACUGGAGUCUAAGGUGGAGGAGGAGCUCGACCUCUCCCAGGACUUUGCUCUGGACGCGCUCCUCGGUGGAGGAGAGACGACCAUAUCGCUGGAGGACAUCCAGGGCACGCCCACAGGAAGCAUGAUCCAAGAGCUGCUGAGCGGCCUGCGGAGGGACGAGGGCAUGGCCAACAAGUCAAUCAAUAUCCAGAUCAUGGAGACGCCCUUGGUGGAUGACCGUAAUGACGCAGAGCAGGACUCCUCUGUGACGUACUGUCAGGUCGAAGACAUAGAGGUUGCUCCUUGUGAUGUCGAAAAAAGGCAACAAGCUGACUGUCAUACAUCGAACAUCAGCAACACAGGCACGGUUGAAUUCAUACAGGGUGACGAAUUCUCCAGGAGCUCCAAGGAGACUGAUUCGCCGUACUACGGCCAUGACGAAGGGUCUCAAGAGUAUUUUGUUUCAACACCUGAUGAAAACCUUUCCGAACUCGACGAGGGACUUGGGAUAGGGUCCUAUGGCCAUUAUGCAAACCUUGAGGAUCUAUCCGAUGAGAGAUAUUAUCAAGAUGAAGGGCUUGCGCAGCAAGGAAUGAUUGCCGAGGAAGUUGAGGAAUACGAACUGUCGAGGUUAAUGUCACCGAAUGGCUCCUAUGUCAAAGAGCGCUUCCCAGAAUGCAUCAUUGAAGAGGAAGUGCAGGUCUCACCCACGGUGCAAGACGAGGUGCUGGGGUUCCUGAAGGAGGAGUCCCUGGACCCAAAGGAACAGCUAGAGGGGGCCCUGGAUAGCCUACAGGACUCAGUGUCGGGGCCCCUGAAGGAAGAACUGGCUUACUUCACACGACUCAGUAGGGAAAGCCCUCAGAAUAUGUCAGUGGACGUCAAAAGAGUACAGCACACCAAAGAGGACGGCUCCAUGACGAUCACGGCAGAGCUAAACAUCUCUCAGAGCCUGGCCGAGUCGGGGCUGCUGGAGGAGGAAGAGGGGGAUCUCUCCGAGGAACAGAUACUGGCCUCCCUCCAGGCCUCUAACCCCGGGCUGCAGGCACUCCUCACGCAGGGCGGCGCCCAGGGGUACAGCUUCCAGAUGUCUGAAGAGCAGCAGAGCGGACACGCUGGAGGACCGGAGGACAUGGCUGCUAUGGGAGGAUCUGUGACCCAAACAACCGAGAGGUACAUCAAGCUGGGGCCGGAAGAGAGGUCCUUCACCUUCCAGAAGGAGGUAGAUCAGACGAGCUCAGGCCAUAUGCUGCACUCGCACAUGCUGACUAGUCCUAUCGAGAUUUCUCAUGAAAAGAAAGUUGCAACAGUAUAUCUUGAAAGCUCAACAGACGAUUAAAAAAUAGAUUUGAUGCAUCUCUUUUAUUUGACAGGCGAUUUCUAUUUUAAUAUGCUUCCAAUAAUUAAUACUCCAUCAAAUUAUCAUGGAUACUUACCCUAUUUUAUUUUUUACAAUUCAGUAGAAUUUAGUUCACUAGUCAUACAAGGAUACAAUUCAUCCUUGUUUGACUAGUGCUGUAAUUGGAACUAGUGCUCUUACUGCUGUGCUUUCAUCGUAACAUACAUUUAAUUGUACCGUUGACCCGGACACAUAUAAUCAACUUACUAUCAACUACUUUAAGACAUGUUUGGUAGUUGAUAGUUGAAGAGAUAUUGAUUACAUGAUAAGGUAUUUUUCUGUAAUAAUCACAAUAAUAAGGCACACAAGUUAAUGCCUUACAUUACCUUGAACACUGUAGGCAAACUGAUUUAUAUGCUUGCAGUUACCAUAAUAUGAUCAAUAUAAUCACCGUUCAUAGUUGUUAGUCUUUGUAGCUUCUGGUCUUCUUUUAAUGAUAAACGCUCACUAGACAUUUUUAUUUUUGUACUAACCUAUUUGCUUGACAUUGACGUUACUUAAUGGAUAGUUAUGAGCUCGGAUGCAGAUCAUACUAAACUAUUGACAAACAAGCCAGGGAUUUAUCCAUUUUCGUAUGAUUAUAUAAUUAUAUCACUGAUUAUAAGACUGAAAGGGAAUAGUUGUGCAGGAGAGGCAUUGAUCUGUUAAAGACAAUUAUUAAAGAGGAUGCUCCUACCUUUGCUGUCAAAUAAAAACAUCGCUCUUCUAUAACAAUUUGGUCUAAAUAUUGAUUCAACUUAGUUUAAAAGAGUACAAAAAACAGAUAUCAUGGAAAAACAUGAGAAAGUGUUUGAAGAGCCCGUGGGUUGAUUACAGAAGGUUGAUGGAUGACAACACAUUAAUUAAUUUCUGAAGCAGUUUUGAGUGGCACUUUCACUUUAUAUGGUGAUGGAAUGCUUUGACGUGUGUCUGCUGAAGUGUGUGUUGGGGUUCACUGUCACUAUGAUAGGUGUUUGUUUCACCCUUAUGGUUAUUCCUGGAUUAACAGAGGAUCAAUUAGCAAAGAGACAAGCUGUGGCUUCCAUUUAGUUUUAUGUAUUUCAUGUCAUGAACUCACCAUUCUCCUCUAUUAUAGCAAUGUGUUUUGAUUUUACUUAGCUGCAUCAUGAUCAUGAACUUCACAGAACUCUAGUUAGGGAUUAUGUGGAACUGAAAAGGAAAAAAUCCCACGGUAGGGUUAAUUUGCUGUUUCGAUCCAUUUGACACACCAUUGACAUACCAUUGCUUUAAAGGAUAUUUUAUUGCUGUAAAGGGAUGUUUUGCAUUCUAGUGCCAACAAACGUAACAAUAUUUGACAUUAAACAAAAUGCUAUAAUGAACAAACGGGAGAGUUAUUUGUGUUUUCAUUUAAAAUGCAAUGCCAUUUCAGUGCUGUAUAAUCUGGAAAUGUUGCUAUUGCUGACGUUUGAACAAACAAACAGAAUAAAGCAGCAUGUAAAGCAUGUGUAUCACUGUUAAUGUGAAUGCUUUAGUAACCCAUUUACUGUAUCAAUUAUUGAAAUGAUUAGAGAGAAAAGUAUAAAACUUCUUCUAUCUGUGCUUUGAAAGCAAAUAAAAAUGUAAAGUUACA
Gadus macrocephalus (Pacific cod) is the source of this 4853-nucleotide messenger RNA. RefSeq names its product synemin, intermediate filament protein (gene synm). Gene Ontology annotation, cellular component: sarcolemma; costamere; intermediate filament. Lineage: Eukaryota; Metazoa; Chordata; Actinopteri; Gadiformes; Gadidae. The transcript has 4 exons. The record is from RefSeq and is a predicted model, not a curated record. Bases 185 to 3223 code for a protein of 1012 amino acids. Gene Ontology annotation, molecular function: intermediate filament binding; structural constituent of muscle; structural constituent of cytoskeleton. Gene Ontology annotation, biological process: fast-twitch skeletal muscle fiber contraction; intermediate filament cytoskeleton organization.